GCUGGACUGUUAAAGUUUCUCCUCUUAUUUUAUUAUUUAUUUUAAACCAUAUGUGCCAGUGUUAAGGGCCCUACUAAGUCCCAGUACAACAAUUGCUGGUGCCUCCUGGGUCUCGUGGGAUAUUGCUAAAUUUCGAAUUAUCGAUUCAUUUCGAAAUUUCCUUCGAGCCAAGACUAAUAAAACGGGUUAGCUACGGUUCUGAAUCAGUCAGCUCCUGUAUCCACAAUCAAACGGAUAGCCAACAAAGGAGCACAAUGGGUUACAAACCAGAAAAUAUAAAUGGAAUAGAGAAUAUCGACAGCGCGGAGAUCUUCGAAAAGGGCGAAACCAAACCAUUCAAAGCAAAAAUCGCAUGGCCCAACGUCUUGGGGUUCGUCCUGCUUCACUUGGCUUGUCUUUAUGGCCUGUUUCUUUUACCUAGGGCUAAAUUACUCACCAGUUUCUACACUCUGUUCCUGAUGCACUUCAGCGGGCUAAGUGUGACGCUAGGUGCACAUAGACUUUGGUCGCAUCGAAGUUACAAAGCUACACUUCCGCUGAAACUUAUUCUUCUAUUCGGGCAGACCAUGUCUGGGCAGAACUGCCUAUGGGUGUGGGUAAGGGACCACAGACAGCACCACAAAUACAGCGAUACGGAUGCCGAUCCCCACAACUCGUCAAGGGGUUUCUUCUUCUGCCACAUAGGAUGGCUCAUGGUACAGAAGCACCCCGAAGUCUUAGCCAAGGGGAGACAAAUAGACAUGACCGAUCUUACUGCUGAUCCUUAUGUCAUGUUCCAGAAAAGAUAUUACAAAACAUUGUACACGCUCUGUGCCAUAAUUAUUCCGGUAAUCAUCCCAUGGUACUUUUGGAAUGAGGACAUAAUCAACAGUUUGUUUAUAUGCUACUUUGCCAGAUAUACGCUCCAACUCAACUUUACCUGGUGUGUAAACAGCGUCGCCCACAUGUUUGGAAAUAAGCCAUACGACAAACGAAUCAGCCCUGUGGAGAGUACCUUCGUGAGCAUUUUCGGAUUGGGAGAAGGCUGGCACAACUACCACCACACAUUCCCCUGGGACUGCAACGCUGCGGAGUUCGGAAAAGACUACAACUUGUCUUCCAGGCUGCUGGGUCUUCUGGAGCGGUGGGGUCUCGCGUACGAUCUGAAGGUUGUUGGCAGGCAGAUGAUGAUAAAUAAAAUUGUGAAGUACGGCGACGGCACCCACCCUGUCUUCUGA
Molecule: messenger RNA, 1217 nt
Organism: Nezara viridula (southern green stink bug)
Lineage: Eukaryota; Metazoa; Arthropoda; Insecta; Hemiptera; Pentatomidae
Source: the annotation of a GenBank genome assembly